This is a messenger RNA of Penicillium subrubescens, 4746 nucleotides long. RefSeq lists its product as uncharacterized. Gene Ontology annotation, biological process: transmembrane transport. Gene Ontology annotation, cellular component: membrane. The transcript has 3 exons. Bases 1 to 4746 code for a protein of 1581 amino acids. Gene Ontology annotation, molecular function: ABC-type transporter activity; ATP hydrolysis activity; ATP binding. Lineage: Eukaryota; Fungi; Ascomycota; Eurotiomycetes; Eurotiales; Aspergillaceae. The record is from RefSeq and is a predicted model, not a curated record.
AUGCCUCCUAACGUCCAGGUUGCGUCUCUAGCGGCCGGGUCCGUCGCCUUGUUCCUAGCUGGCGUGGACAGUAUCCCUGCUAUCAAAAGUAUCGUCGAUCGGAUCGCGCGCAGAUCAUCUCACCAAGAUGAAGCCACUUUAGCCAAGACCGCCUAUCGCGAUGAGGAUGGUGAAGCGACGCCGGAAUCUCUAAAGGCGUUUUCAGAUCUGUGGCAACGAGUCGCGAUUGCGGUUUUCUCCGCCACUGGAUUUCUCGUUACGCUCGGGUUGGCCGUUCUCACUACGCUGGAAUAUGAAACAGACUAUAUGGUUCUAGCCUGGCUUCAACUUGGGAUUUGGGCCUUCCUUUCUGUUCAAGCUAUUGCGUUCUUCACUGAGCCUCGUCCAACGAGUCGAUUCGUCUUGGGUCAAUUUGCUUUCGGUGGUAGUCUAACUGCUCUUGCGAUCACCGGUAUUCAAAUUCGACUAGCCUGGGACUCCCAAAAUGCUAUGCUACGCGAGCAGCCAUGGAUUACCCUCGUCGCAGCGCAGCUUGCCAGUGGGCUUCUACGUGCACUAUUCACCAUUCUUCUCCCGCGCCGACCCGACGUCUUCUCCGACGGGAAAAUCGUCGAUAGAGAACUAACUGUGACUGCUUUUGGCCGUUAUACCUUUUCCUGGGCAGGAAACAUUCUCGGCUAUGCUGUCAAGAACCGAACACUAGCACUUAGCGAUUUACCCAAGCUCCGGGCGGCAAAGCGGGCAGAGAGCCUUCGCACCCAUUUUGAACGGGCUAAACGAGGACGCAAGAUUUGGAAGGCUCUCGUUUUCGCGCACUGGGACUCACUGCUGUUCCAGCUUUUCCUGACCACGGUUAUUAGUAUCCUGAGCUUUGGACCGCAACUGGCCCUCUUUCACAUUCUUAGUUCACUGGAGACUCGUGGAACUGACGCAUUUAAUCUGGCUCAAACAAUUGCUUGGGUUCUUGCGCUUGGAGGCUUGAUGUUGCUUCAUUCCACUUUUGAGGCGUGGCUAUUCUGGGUUGUCUGUUCCAAGCUCUUUAUCCCGAUCUACGCAGAGCUCUCAGCUGUUGUUUUUGCGAAGUCGAUGCGCCGAAAAGAUGCAAAGAACGCGAAAGGGACUAAAGCCAAGGAUGAUCCAGAAGCAUCUGCAAAGGCGUUACUGAAGGAACAAGAUGGAGAUGAAGAGGAAGACGAUGAAGCCUCGCUCAAGAAGAGCCGACAGAGCAUUAUUAACCUUGCAGCAGUUGAUGCGAGACGUAUCUCAGACUUUACUGCUUACGCUUAUUUGAUCCCUUUCGCCAGUCUGAAGGUGAUCAUUGGCUGCAGUUUCCUGGUCAAGAUCCUCGGAUGGCGCAGUGCUCUUGCUGGAAUCGCUGUGUCACUGCUCGUCACUCCACUCAACAUCUUUGCGGCGAAGAAAUAUACCAGCGCGCAGGACAAGCUCAUGAAGCUUCGAGACCAGAAAAUGGCCAUCGUCACCGAGGUACUCCAGGGAAUCCGUCAAAUCAAAUUCUCGGCCUUGGAGGAACAAUGGCAAAAGAAGAUUGGCCAGGCGCGAGAUGCAGAGCUUGGAGCCUUGUGGAUCUCGUUCCUCUAUGAUACCGUCCUCUUGGGAAUCUGGAUUCUGGGUCCUAUCGGUCUUUCCGCUAUCUCGCUCGCCACUUAUGCCCUGAUUCAUGGUGGAUUAACUGCCUCUGUCGCUUUCACUGCGAUGGCCGUCUUUGGUGCCCUGGAGAUGUCUCUGGCUAUCUUGCCUGAAAUCAUUUCCAAUGGUCUAGAGGCCAAGGUCAGCGCAGACCGUAUUGAUGUGUACAUGGAUUCAGCAGAGAAGAUUGUCAACACCGUCCCGUCUGAUAGCAUUGCUUUCGAAGAUGUCUCUGUGGGUUGGCCCGCGGAUAAGGCAGAUGACGACGAAGAAGAGGACGAAGAUCGCUUCCUCCUGCGAGACUUGAAUCUGGCUUUCCCCAAGAAGGGUCUCAGUGUGAUCUCCGGACGGACUGGAUCUGGAAAGAGUUUGCUUCUUGCGUCUAUUCUGGGUGAGUGUGAUGUCCUCCAGGGAACCAUCAAAGUGCCUGUUCCACCCCCUAUUAAAGAACGCUUCGACCACCUCGCCACGAGCGCAAAUUGGAAUAUCGACUCCGCUAUUGCAUAUGUUGCGCAAAGUCCCUGGAUUGAGAACGCUACAAUCAAGGACAAUAUUCUGUUCGGUCUGCCUUACAAUGAGGAGCGUUAUCGAAAGACCCUCUUCGCAUGUGCCCUACAGAAGGAUCUUGAGAUGAUGCCCGAUGGUGAACUAACGGAUAUCGGUGCAAACGGCGUCAACCUCAGUGGUGGUCAGCGGUGGCGAGUAUCAUUCGCCCGUGCAUUGUACUCAAGAGCAGGCAUCCUGGUGAUGGAUGACAUUUUCAGCGCUCUGGAUGCGCACACUGGUCGCCACGUCUUCGAAAACGCUCUGACGGGCGAGCUCGGUCAAGGCCGGACUCGAGUCCUCGUCACUCAUCACGUCGCACUGUGUCUCCCAAGGACCGACUACUCUGUGCUUCUGGAAAAUGGAUGCGUCAAGUACGCGGGAACCAUUGAUGAUCUCCGUAAGGAGAACCACUUGAACGAUAUCCUCCAGGAAGAGAGUGAAGCGACAGAGCAAGACCAAAUUGAGCCCACCGAGGAAUCUGCGGCACUUAACCCCGAGGAGACUACCCUUCAGAAAGUGAUCUCUAACACAUCACGUCGCCGACCAAGUCACUCACAGAAUGACACUGCGGCGAAGCCUGCACCGCCUAAGAAGUUUAUUGAGGAUGAGCAACGAGAAGUUGGCUCCGUCCGGCUUUCGGUUUAUGCUAGUUACUUCUCUAUGGGUGGCCAUAUUGUUCUCUGGCUUAUUACGAUAGCGGUGUAUCUCAGCUAUUCCAGUUUGAUGAUCGGGCGGUCUUGGUGGAUCAAUGUCUGGACUGGCUCAUCAUCCAGCACGAAAGUGAAUCCCGAACAAUACUCCGCCUUGUUACAACAUACCAUGUCGCCUGUGCGAUCAGCUACAGAGGACGACAACUUGCAAUAUUAUCUCGGUGUUUACAUUGGAAUCUCCGUUCUCGCCUGUAUCAUUGGAACGGCUCGUUUCUAUUUCAUUCUCUCUGCAAGCGUGCGCGCAUCGAGAAGUCUUUUCAACCGCCUCACAUAUGCUAUCCUACGUGCGCCACUACGCUGGCUGGAUACUGUCCCUCUCGGACGUAUCCUAAACCGUUUCACAUCUGAUUUCCACAUGAUCGACUCGCGAAUCGGCUAUGAGCUUGGCUUCUUCUGUUCGCAGGUAUUGGAAGUCUGCGGUAUCUUGGUCGCUGGAGUGCUUGUCUCUCCUUUGGUUCUCGUUCUAGCGGGUAUCCUAUUUGUGAUCUGCAUGAAGCUCUCCAUGACCUACCUGGCAGGUGCACGAGAAAUCAAGCGUCUGGAGAGUACCGCGAAGAGUCCCGUUUUCGAACAAUUCGGAUCCAGCCUGGCUGGUCUGGUUACGAUUCGCGCUUUCAGCAAGAGCGAAACUUUCAUCGAGAUCAUCUACGGAAAAAUCAACGCCCAUGCUCAAGCAUGGUGGACGAUGUGGCUCUUCAAUCGCUGGCUGGGCAUUCGCAUGAAUCUUGUGGGCGCGGUGUUUUCAACCCUGACGGCUGCUCUUGUGGUUUCUUUGCCUGGCAUUUCGGCCUCGCUUGCUGGAUUCGCGCUUAGCUUUGCAUUGCAAUGCAACACUGCCAUUGCUUUCGUUCUACGACAGUAUGCUAACAUUGAGCUCAACAUGAAUGCUACGGAGCGUGUCAUUGAAUAUUCCAAGAUCGAGCUCGAGAACCAGGGAGGUGUUGAUGCACCCGCUGCUUGGCCUACUGAGGGUCGCUUGGAAGUCAAUGACCUUGUCGUUGGCUAUGCACCUGAACUGCCACCAAUUCUCAAGGGACUCAGCUUCACAGUCGAGAAGAAUCAGCGUGUCGGCGUUGUGGGCCGUACAGGAGCGGGCAAGUCGUCCUUGACUCUUGCUUUGUUCCGGUUCCUGGAAGCCCGAGAGGGUCAAAUUCUCAUCGACGGCCUGGAUGUCUCAAAGAUCAAACUUCACGAUCUCCGAAGCCGUCUUGCCAUUAUCCCCCAAGAUCCCGUCCUCUUCUCUGGUACUGUCAGGUCCAACCUCGAUCCCUUCGACGAGUAUGGUGACACUGAACUAAAGGACGCCCUGGCUCGUGUGCACCUUAUCUCUGCUGCCGUCGAGGACGAUGAGGCAACACUGACCUCUCAAGCCGCGACACCCGCGCAGUCCAGCGUCAACGGUGCAACUACGCCUGACACAGCGACCACACAGCGAGCUAACACAAACAUCUUCACCUCCCUAUCUGCUCCUAUCUCAGAGGGUGGUCUGAACCUCUCCCAGGGUCAACGGCAACUUCUCUGCCUCGCCCGUGCAAUCGUCGCUCGACCCAAGAUCAUGGUCCUGGACGAGGCCACCUCUGCAGUGGACAUGGAGACCGACACGCUCAUCCAGCAGUCUAUCCGUGCGGAAUUCGGUCGUAACGCGACUACUCUGCUGGUCAUUGCUCAUCGCCUGAGCACUAUUGCUGACUUUGACCGGAUCUUGGUCAUGGAUGCAGGCAAGGCGGUUGAGUUUGGGUCUCCGAAGGAUCUAAUGGGGAUUGAGAAUGGGGUGUUCAAAAAUUUGGUGGAUAACAGUGGAGAGAAGGCUGUUUUGGAGAAAAUGAUUUUCGGUGAGCAGUAA